Molecule: messenger RNA, 2523 nt
Organism: Cuscuta campestris
Lineage: Eukaryota; Viridiplantae; Streptophyta; Magnoliopsida; Solanales; Convolvulaceae
Source: the annotation of a GenBank genome assembly
GAUAGAAAAUAAUGAUGGAUAAACCAAGUUGGUGUUUAAGAGAUAUUACACACUCUUAUCCUAACUUGGGGUUUGAAUCUAGAAUUUAAUUAAGAUAUGACACACUUAAUCAAAUAUCUAGAACCUAAAACUCACACUUAAGAUAACCACUCUUAAGAUAUAGAAUUAUGAAUUUGGCUAAAAUAGCAUCACACUAUUUUAAUAAUACUCAAAGAGUAAAAGGGUUUGUUUUCUUUUGGAGGUUGCUUGGUUUCGAGCCGUUAUUUCUUGGUUUUUUCUUUGAUUUUUUUUCUCUCAUUCUGCAAUGGCCGAGGACGGGAGGGUUCGAAUCGAGAAGUUCAACGGUACUGAUUUUGCAUGGUGGAAAAUGCAAAUAGAGGCGUUGCUUGGUGAGUGCGAUUUGGACAUCGUACUGGAAGAGAAACCGGAUGGAAUGGAUAAGGCUGCUGAAGCAAUUUGGGACUCAAAGGACAAAAAGGCAAGAGGUAAAAUUACACUAGCUUUGACGAGGAGUGUGGCGUUUAAUAUCAUGAAGGAAACAACUGCUCGUGGUAUGUUAACAGCUCUGUCAAAUAUGUAUGAGAAACCGUCGGCCGGUAAUAGAGUGUUCUUGAUGAGGGAAUUGUUCAUGAUGAGAAUGAACGAGGGCAGCCCAGUUGCUGAUCACAUUAAUGAGGUCAAUUCGAUCUUGUCGAGGUUGUCAUCAGUAGGCAUGAAGUUCGAUGAUGACACUCAGGCUGUGAUUCUGUUAUCUUCCUUGCCUGAUAGUUGGUCGGGAUUUGUGACAACGGUUACUGAAACUGCUGGAACAGGAAACUUGAAGUUUGAUCGGAUACGGGAUAGUGUUUUGGGUGAAGACAUUCGCCGGAGGAACGCUAGUGGAGGAUCUACUUCUGGUACAGUUCUGAAACGUCGUUGGGUUUUGAGGACCAAGAAUCCGAACGUUAAAAUCUCUCCUGGGAAUAGUUUGCUGGAUUUGGAGAGUGGUAAUGGUCCUCGGUGUAUCUCUGGAUCCGGUGGAUUGUGCAAGCCGGUUGAGACAGAGGCUGUGGCGGAUACAGUCACGACUGGGUUGGAGCUCGGUGGAGCUUCAACUGUCCUUUCAGCAUUAGAAAGCAAAUGGGAAGAGGAAGAAAUACCAGAGGAUAGCUUGGGGUUUGAGGUCCUUGAAACAGAACCUUGUAUAUCCUUCCAUGCUGUUAAUGGCAUUGCGGGUUAUCAAACCAUGAAGGUCACUGGACAUUUUGGGAAGAAAUCUAUUCAGAUACUAAUAGAUUUGGGAAGCACACAUAAUUUUUUGGAUAUUAAUUUGGCUAGGAAGUUGGGUUGCAGGCUAGAGGCUAUAUCCUCACAACCAGUGACAGUAGCAAAUGGAAGUACAUUGAGCUGUCAAUAUGUGUGCAGAUAUGUUAAAUGGAGGCUGCAAGGUACUGAUUUUUUUACUGAUGUAAUCCUCAUCCCUCUGGGUAGUUGUGACAUAGUUUUGGGAGUCCAAUGGUUGAGCACAAUAGGAACCAUUAAAUGGAAUUUCAAGGACUUGCAAAUGGAAUUUCAAUUUAAAGGGAAGGGUCAUGUACUAAGAGGAUUGCAGGGUCCAAAGGUAAAAAUUCUGGAAGGGUCUCAACUACCUAAAGCCUUAACUGAAGCCUGCCAUUUCUGUAUGCUACAAGCCGCACCAACAAGGAAACAACAAAAUCAAAGGUGGGAGGAUGAUGAUUGGCAGUGUGGAUCUACAACCACUAAAGUAACUGAGCCAAAGAUAAGUGGGUUAUUGAAACAGUUUGAGGAGUUAUUUCAAGAACCAAAGGGUCUACCACCUACCAAAGAUAUUUUUGACCACAGGAUUCCUCUGAAAUCUGAAUCAAUACUAAUAAGCAUUAGACCUUACAGGAGUGGGAAAGAAAAUACUGUGGCAGAUGCUCUAUCUAGAGUCAAAGGGUCAGAGUUGCUAGCCAUGGCUAUAUCAGGGAUACAAUCUGAUGUGUUAGAGGUUAUUAAGGAGAGUUACCAGCUGGAUGACCACUUAAUGGCUAUCAUAGCUCAAUUACAUCAAGGGAAGCAACUCAAAGCAUUCAAGGGACUUCUUCCUAAGCAACCUCAUAUCCCAGAAUGGUUGCAAGGAAGGAAUGUAGCUGUGCCUCUCAGGCCUACUGCCAUACUAGAGUCUAGAAAGGAGACUGGUCAAAAAAGGCAAUGGAGCAGCAGUGCAGUACUUGGUGCAGUGGGAGGGCCAACUAGCAGAGGAUGCCUCAUGGAAGGAUGCUAAGGAGAUUCAACAAAAAUUCCCUGAAUUUUUUUUAUGUAUAAAAGUGUGCUUAGUCUAUACGUGUAAAAGUUCUUUUGGGAGGGAGAAGUCUUUUCUUUAAGGGGCAAGGAAUGAUAUAGCCAUAUAGGUGGGUGACGUGUCACCAUUUGUUAGGAGAAGUUAAGUGGUUAGAUGAGUUAGUUAGAUUCUAACCUCUUAAAUAACCACCUACUGUCUUGUAAUAAUCACUUUCGGAAUAAUCAAGAACCUUUACCCUC